Molecule: messenger RNA, 2223 nt
Organism: Effrenium voratum
Lineage: Eukaryota; Dinophyceae; Suessiales; Symbiodiniaceae
Source: the annotation of a GenBank genome assembly
AGCGGGCCAAAGACAGCCUUCGGAAGCUCGAUUUUGCUACUCGAUUUUCCACGUCGGAUCAUGGAUUUCGACGACCUGGACGACGAGGAGGAGCAGGUGGCCAGCAAGGCCGAGGAGGAGAAGCGCGCGGCGGAGGAGGAGAGACGCGCCGCUGCGGCUGCAGCACGGCGGGAGGCCGCCGAGCGCAUCGCGGCCGAGCGGGCAGCAGCUGACAAGGCAGCUGAGAAAGCGCCGGAGAAAGCGCCGGAGAAGGCGCCUGAGAAGGCGCCUGAGAAGGCGCCGGAGGCGCUGAAGACGAAUGGCGUGAACGGGAACGGGAACGUCGCCGAGGACCCGGAGCUGUGGGAGGUCGUGGGCGGAGCGGACAAGGGUGGCAUCAUGGUGCGAGAAGGCGAGAGCACCUCUUCCACCCAGAAGUCCGAGCGAUUGUCCACGGGUGCUGUGGUGGAGCAGCUGGCCCUGAAGGGCGAUCGCCUGAACUACAAGCUGCAGAAGGGCAGCGGGCCCUCUGAGGGCUGGGUCAGCGUGAAGCUGACGGGCAAGGACCUGGUGGUGCCAUAUCUCGAGAUGACUGAGAACGGGCCAAAGAGACGGCCGCCGGCUUGGAAGGUGGUGAAGCAACCGCAGAUCGAGUAUGCGCAGAUGAAGGAAAUUGCAAACAAGAGUGACCCUGGCGACUACUAUGGCCUGAAGUUUCCUUACACCAAGGACCAGAUCGUGGAGAUGGGACCGGAAUGGCUGACACAGGCCUUCCACAAGAGUGGCGUGCUGCCCCGGGACAACGCAGUCACCAAGAUCACGGAUGCCAAAGAGUUCGUGGGCGGCGGCGCCGGUCUGAAGUGCACCUUCACGGUGGAGUACAAGAAGGAUGAGCCCUACCUGCACAAGAAGCUCUUCGCCAAGCUCCCGCACAAGCCUGGCGGCUCCGAUCGAUACUUUGUCUCCUGCAUGUGGAACCAUGACAGGCCUGAGAUCGUGUUCAACAUCUACCUGCAGGAGUCUGUGCCCUUCCGAGUUCCAAAGUUCUACUUCGGGGACAUUUCGGCUUCCACCACCAACUUUGUGCUGAUCACCGAGAGUAUCGACUGGGCCAAGACGGGAAAGAAGGAGUUCAAGCCCUUCGAGGUUGAGCCAGCCUACGACAAGUACAAGGACUGGGAGCUGCCAGACGGUGGGCCCAUGUACUACCUGGCUUGCUGCCGGGCGCUGGGGAAGAUGGCUGGGUACCACAAGCAGAGGCGGUUGCACAAGAUGGUGGAUGAGAUGUUCCCAAUACCGGAGCCCAUCCCCAUGGUGCCGGUGCUGCCCCCCGUGGACGCAGUCACCUUGAAGCAGAACGUGGCCAAGGUGGACCAGUUCAUUCGCUUCGUGGGUGAAACGGCGAAGGCAGUCAUGCCGGAGGAGAUCACAGAUCAAGGCUUCUUGAACAGAUGGAAGGAGGAGAUCAUUGAGGUGAUGGACUAUGCCGGUGAGAUCCAAUGCUAUUGCUCUGGCGCCGGCACGAAGAACCCCCACGACUACGUGGGCCUGACACACAACAAUCUGCAGAUUGACAACGCCUUCUUCUGGCGCAACGAAAAGAACGAGGUGGAGGUGGGGCUGCUGGACUGGGGCGUCCUGGCCUGCGGGCCUUUGACCGGCGCACUCCAAGGCUGCAUCUCGGGGGCGUCCACUGAGGUGCUGCUGGAGCACCGGGACGCCUUCUUGAAAGCGUUCGUGGACAGUUACGCGGAGAACGGGGGCCCCACCUUGGACAUGGAGCGUCUGAAGAUGAUGAACUCUUUGAUGAUGCUCUUGUGGGGGGCCAACAUCGUCAGCAACGUGAGUCAAGUGCUGAAGUUCACUAAGAAGGAGGAGUGGGCGGAGAUCAACGACUGGAUGGACCCCAGGCUAUUGGAUCGUUUUCAGACCCGCGCGCACACCACGCAGUUCAAGGAGGCGCUGCAGCUCUAUCGCAAGUGGGACCUGUAUGGCAUUUUCCAGGAAUGGAAGUCCGAAGUCGGGCUGCCUUCGAAGCGGUGACGGAUGCAAGCAAGCUCCAGUGGGUGAUUUUCGACUCAUGCCAAGUGGGAAGAAACCAUCUCUUUUGCUUGACCUCGGCUGCCAGAAUCAUCAUCCGCGCUGCCGAGGGCGCGAAACACCGAACAAAAACCGCCGCACGGCCGGUUUUUCGGCUUGGCCACAAAGCUGGCUAAGCCGCUAGCGGUGCCAUCUCCGGCGACG